Molecule: messenger RNA, 6602 nt
Organism: Episyrphus balteatus (marmalade hoverfly)
Lineage: Eukaryota; Metazoa; Arthropoda; Insecta; Diptera; Syrphidae
Gene: LanB1
Product: laminin subunit beta-1
Exons: 4
Coding region: 603-6014 (1803 amino acids)
Biological process (GO): substrate adhesion-dependent cell spreading; basement membrane assembly; cell migration
Cellular component (GO): laminin trimer
Source: RefSeq, a predicted model, not a curated record
ACGCAGUUUUCUAAAUUACUUCUUCGUCAUCUCUCUCGUGCGGGUGUGUAUUUGUAUUUAUCAACCUCAUGCCUCAACUCAACUUGUGAUCGCACUCCUCCAUCGUCGUGAUCGUCGUCGUUGCAUUGUAAAGAAUUGUUUUGAUUCACAAUUCCACACGCUAUUUGAGUUUCCGAAUCUCCGAAUACACCAAGUAGUUAGUAGACUAGUAUCGUGCCGCAGUCCGACAGUGAAAGAUCGUUUUCGUCCGUCUUAGUUGACACGUGAACAACGACUCCAUUUUGUUUCGUCUCCCUUUUGGAGUUGUGCAGAAUUUUCUCAAGAAGAAAAAGAAGAAGUCUAUCGGAUCGGGAGGAAAAAUCUCUACAUUCAGUCAGCAUUGAUCAUCUAACAGUGGCAGAUCUAGUUUUUUGGACAUGAGUUUUCAUUUGAUGUUGUAUCGAAGCUUUUAAGCUAAAACGAAUCUGAGUGUCUAUUAUCCUUCACAUAAAAAGCUUUGUGAAGGAGUAAUAGUCAGAAUAAGGAGUUAACAACAACAAACCAAAACGAAAAAACUCCACAUAAAAUAAACGAGAUAACAAACCGGAAGCAGCACAUCCAUUAUGGUUUGGCAUCAAAUGUGCCACCACCAAAACCCAAGUCACAGACCGCUGAUAGCUGUUAUCGCUGUAGCUAUACUAUGCGCGGCAAUAUUAAAUGAGGCUGCUGGUCAACAGCAUGGGCGACGUGAUCGUAUUCGCGACAAACCACUGCGGAAGCAAUAUACCAAAGAGCAGUCAUGUGAGAAGGGGUCAUGUUAUCCGGCAACGGGUAAUCUACUAAUUGGACGUGAAAAUCGUUUGGAGGCAUCUUCAACAUGCGGUCUAAAUGGACCCGAAAGAUUUUGUAUUGUCUCCCAUUUAGAGGAGAAAAAAUGUUUCCUAUGUGACACACGUCCCGAGACCGAAGAAGAUCCAUUAAAGAAUCAUCGAAUUGGACAGAUUGUUUAUACCACAAAGAGAGGAACACGCACUCCCACCUGGUGGCAAUCGGAAAAUGGCAAAGAGAAUGUAAACAUUCAACUGGAUAUGGAAGCAGAAUUUCAUUUCACACAUUUAAUCAUUGUAUUUGCCACUUUCCGACCAGCUGCCAUGUUGAUUGAGAGAUCUUAUGAUUUUGGAAAGACCUGGCAUGUUUAUCGUUACUUUGCCCAUAACUGUCAUGAGGCGUUCCCCGGCGUGCCGAUAGUUUUGAGAAACAUCACAGAUGUAGUUUGUGACAAUCGUUAUUCGGGUGUAGAACCUUCUAAAAAUGGAGAAGUUAUCUUCAGAGUGUUGCCACCGAAUAUGAAAGUAGAGAAUCCCUAUGCUCCUCAUGUCCAGAACAUGCUUAAAAUGACAAAUUUGCGAAUCAAUUUCACUCGGUUGCACAAUUUGGGAGAUACUUUGCUGGAUGAUCGUCAAGAAAUUCAAGAGAAGUACUACUAUGGUAUUACCAAUAUGGUUGUUCGAGGUUCCUGUUCAUGUUAUGGACAUGCUUCGCGUUGUUUGCCACUCGAGGGUACAAUGGUCAAUGAAGUGGACAUGGUACAUGGUCGUUGCGAGUGUACGCACAACACCAAAGGUCUCAAUUGUGAAACUUGUGAAGAUUUCUACAACGAUCUGCCAUGGAAUCCAGCAUUUGGCAAGCAAUCUAAUGCCUGUAAGCGCUGUGAGUGUAAUAACCAUGCUUCGAGUUGUCACUUUGACGAGGCGGUAUAUGAACGUUCAGGAAAGAUAAGCGGAGGUGUUUGUGACAAUUGUCAGCACAACACACAGGGUCAACACUGCGAGGAGUGUAUGACUUUCUUCUUCCGAGAUCCCCGUGAAGACAUCCAGAGUCCGUAUGUUUGUAAACCUUGUGACUGUGAUCCAGUUGGAUCACUCGAUGAGGGAAUCUGUGACUCAGUUAACGACCCAGAAAAUGGAAUUGAAGCUGGUGCUUGUCACUGUAAAGUAAAUGUUAAAGGACGUCGUUGUGACAUGUGCAAGGAUGGAUACUGGAAUUUGACCCCAGAAAAUCCAGAAGGAUGUCAAUCAUGUACUUGUAAUACAAUGGGAACAGUCGAUAACUCUGGUUGUAAUAUGUACACAGGAGAAUGUACCUGUAAGCGUUUGGUUACUGGCAAAGAUUGUAACCAAUGUGCUCCCGAGACUUUCGGCCUAUCUGCAGCUGAAGAUGGUUGUACACCGUGUGCAUGUCACGCUGGUGGUUCGUACAACAAUUUCUGCGAUGUCAUAAGUGGUCAAUGUCAAUGUCGUCCCCAUAUGACUGGCCGAACCUGUAGCACUCCAAAACAAAACCAUUUUAUCCCACAACUCCACAUAGUCUAUGACGCUGAGAUCUCCGAUGAAUGUGUAACCUAUUCGAAUAAUGGAAACUGUACUAGAGUAUCCUAUCAAACUGGUGGAGGUGAUCGUCAACCUGAUUUUACUGGUACCGGCUUUGAACGAGUACCGGAAAACUCUCAAAUAACAUUCACCGUUGAUAAUGUGCCCAACACAAUGCCAUAUGACAUUGUUAUUCGUUACCAUACCACGACAAGGGGUGAUUGGGAAGACGCUUAUAUAACUCUAGUUCGUCCAGAUGAGAUUGAUGUUAAUGGAGCCUGUGCUGGGGAGCAUAUUUCGUCAUCAUACGAAACUCGAGUGCCAUUUAGCUUGCCAGAAAAUCAACGAGACGUGGUAGCACUUAAGGAUGUUUGUCUUGAAGCUACAAAAGUUUAUAAAUUUAGAAUUCGAUUUGAACAUCAUCGUCGCAAUGAAGACAAUCCAGCUGCUCAGAUUUUAAUAGACUCCCUGACACUCGUGCCACGUUUAGAGAAGACACAAGUUUUCAAUGGAUCGCCAAUGGCAGAGAAUCGCUUACGUGAAUAUAAUGACCUCGGAUGUAACCAAUCUUACUACAAUCUUCACUAUAAUACAUUGGCUCGAGAACGUUGUAAGGAAUUCCUUGAUAUUGCCAGUAUUUCGAUUUAUGAUGGUGCAACAAUGUGUAAUUGCAACCCAACAGGAUCACUUUCGAACAAGUGUGAUCCAUAUGGCGGAUACUGUCAGUGUAAACCAAAUGUCGUUGGUCGUCAGUGUGACCAAUGUGCUCCAGGAACUUAUGGUUUCGGACCUGAAGGUUGCAAAGCUUGCGAUUGUAACAGUAUCGGAUCGAAAGAUAACAAUUGUGACCAGAUCAGUGGGCAGUGUAUUUGUCAUCCCAACACUUAUGGCCGUGAAUGUAACCAGUGCCAGCCAGGAUAUUGGAAUUUCCCUCAUUGCCAGUCUUGCGAGUGUAAUGGACAUGCACAGCUUUGUGAUGCCGCCACCGGUCAAUGUUUGAAUUGUAUGGAUUCCACAACCGGAUAUCAUUGUGAUGCCUGUUUGGAUGGAUACUAUGGUAAUCCAUUCUUGGGCAGUGAUAUCGGAUGUAGGGCAUGUCGAUGCCCCGACACAAUGGCAAGUGGAAAUUCUCAUGCUUCGUCGUGUGAUCUUGAUCCAAGAAAUAAUAAUAUGGUUUGUCGAUGCCAAGAAGGUUACGAUGGAGCAAGGUGCGAAAUAUGUGCCGAUAAUUACUUUGGAAAUCCAGAAGCUCCAGGUGGAGAAUGUGUUCCAUGUGAUUGUAGCAAAAAUACAGAUCUCUACAACACUGGCAACUGUGACAGGAGUACAGGAAAGUGUCUAAAGUGUUUGUAUGAAACAACUGGAGAUCACUGUGAGAUAUGUCGUGAUGGUUUCUAUGGCGAUGCUCUGAGACAGCGGUGUGACAAGUGUGAUUGUGACUUUUUGGGAACAAAUGGAACCAUUCAACAUUGUGAUCGUUUCUCAGGACAAUGUCCUUGUUUGAAAAAUGUCAAAGGUCUUCGCUGUGACGAGUGUAUAGAAAACCAUUGGAAAAUUGCAUCAGGUGAAGGUUGUGAGGCAUGCGCAUGUGAUCCAAUUGGAUCGGAAUUGGAUCAAUGUAAUCCUUAUGAUGGUCAGUGCAGAUGCAAACCAGGAUUUGGCGGGCGACAGUGUAACCAAUGUCAAGCAACAUAUUACGGAAACCCCAAUAUCGAGUGUAAGGCAUGUGAGUGCAAUCCCCAUGGAGCAGCAGACUACCAAUGUGACCGAGAAACAGGCAAGUGUAUUUGUCGUGAAGGAAUUGGCGGCAAGAAAUGUGAUGAAUGCGCUCGAGGUUAUCUAGGGCAGUUCCCAUCUUGCUCGCCGUGCGGAGAGUGUUUCAACAAUUGGGAUUUGAUUUUAACUGCACUUGAUGAAGCAACAAAUGCAACCAUUGAACGGGCUAAACAAAUCAAGAUGAUUGGUGCCACAGGUGCUUAUACAUCGGAUUUCAAUGCUUUGGAUCAAAAGUUACAACGAAUUCGAGAUUUGCUUUCAAAUACGACAAUCAGUUUGCAGGAUAUUGAUGGCUUGGAUAAAGAAACAAUGGAAUUGAAGAAUAAACUUCAAGAAUCACAUGACAAACUAAUGGAAACCGAAAGUAAUCUGGAGAAAAUCUACUCUGACUUGUCUUUGUCAUCAGUGCAAUUGGAAUCACUUCAAAAUCAAAGUGCUUUGGUGAAGAAACUAUCCAAAGAGCUGAAAGAAAAUGGAAUACAACUGCAAGAGUCAAAUAUCGAAGGGGCAUUAAAUCUAACAAAGAAUGCAUACGAAAGGGUCCUUGGAUUAUCGAAAGUGAAGGAUGAAGUAUUGGAAUUGAGUGCAAAUAUUGAAAGAAACAGUAAACGUGUAGAGACACUGGCUAAUAAAAUGAACGAUGACACAAGUUCGGUAGAGAUAAAUGAUAACAUGUUGAGAGACUAUCGAUCUCAAUUGAUGAACUUAUCGGCUGCAAUCCCAGAUCUUAACAACGAUAUGUGUGAUAAGCGAGGUGAUCCUUGUGACAGUUUGUGCGGUGGAGCUGGUUGUGGAUCUUGUGGAGGUUUAUCCUGUGAAGCUGGCGCUCUAACACGCACUGAAAAAGCUCUUAAAGUUUCUAGAGACACCGAACAGGCAAUCAAAGAGAAGAAAGAAGCCGCUGAUCAAACUAUUCGAUCAUUAUUCCAAGCUAAGGUAAAUGCAUCUGAAGCAUACACAAAGGCAAAGGGAGCUUAUGAAGAUGCCGAGCGGUACUUGAACAACACUAAUGAAAAUAUUAAGACUGGCGAAGAUGUUAUUCUGAGACUUAACAACUAUAUCAACAAUAACACAGCUUUGCCAAAAGAAAGCAAAGAAUUGGCUGAGAAGACUUUGAACUUGGACUUGAAACUAGAUCCUGAAGAAAUUCAGAAACUAGGUGGUCAGAUUAAUGAAGCUGUUGCAUCACUGAAUAAUGUCGAAUCAAUCAUUCUCAGUACCACAUCGGAUCUGAUGCGAGUAAAUGAGCUACAACAAAUAGCCAAUGCCACCAAAGCAAAGGCAACUGAAAUUCUCGAUACAGCUAAUGCAGUUGUUAAGAAUUUGGAUGAUGCUGAUGUGUCACAGCAAAAAGCCCAAGAAGCCAUUGCCAAAGCCAAUUCGAAUAUCGAACUUGCCGCUGAUGAUUUGAACGAAAUUGACCAGGAAACUAAAGAAGCUGAAGCUCCGGCAAAUAGUACUGCUCAACAAGUUGAAGAGCUGGCAAAGAAAGUUAGUCGCUUACAAAAGAAUAUUGUUCGCAACGAAGUCGAUGCCAAGGAAAUAAAGAAAGAAGCCUACAAAGUAAACGAAUCAGCAGAUAGUUCUUUGACACAAGCCAAAGACUUGCGAUCAUCUGCCCAAAUUGCCAAUCGAACUUUAACCGAUCGUGCUGCUCGAUCAGAGAAUGCACGCGACAGAGCUAAAAAAUUGUUACAACGUGCAUCGAAAUUGACUGUCGAUACUAAUGAGAAGCUUCAAGAGUUGCGACAAAUGCAAGAGACAUACCAUCUGAAGGAUGAACAGCUUGAAAAGCUGAAGAGUUUAAUGAAGCCUCUUAACGAUGAGAUGUCAAUUUAUUUGAAAAAUAUACAGUCACAAGCUGAUCGUUAUAGGUCAUGUACCAGUUAAAAACAAAAAAUCUAUAUUAAGUUUUCAAAAUUUUCCACUUCGUUACCAGUUACUUAAAAAUAAAAACAAAAAAACAAACCAUUUGCUUGUUAGCCACUCUUAAGCCAUAAGUCGAAAAAUAUAAAAAUUAAGUUUAUAUGUAACUCUUGUAAAUAUGAACAUAUAACUUUUUUUUUACAUAGAAUUAGUGAUGAUAUGCAAUAGCAAUUUUUUUUUUUACUGAAGAACGGAUUAACUUGAUGAAAAAACAAUGUCUGAAUCCAUGUUAAUUUAAGAUCUAAUAAAAAAAGAAAAAAAAAAACAAACUUAUAAGUGCCUUGAAAUUAUAAUAAAAUUAUCUUCAAUAUAAUGUUUAGUAUUAUGUCGUAGUUUUCAUAAAAAAUUAUGUGAAAUACCACAGCCAUAGAAGAUAUAAUAUACCCGUACACAGUUUCUUUAUAAAAUAAUUUAUAUUAUAAUCUUUUUUUAUUUUUUUUUUGUCAGUCUAAAAACCAAUAAACCACCGCUUUGAGAAUGAUUUUAAUUUUUUUUUUAUUUUUGUGAAUAUGCAUGCGAAAUAGAUAUUGUACUUUAACAUGUUUCUUUUUA